AUGUCGACAUCGGACGAGGCGCUGGUGCUGUGCCUCUACGCAGGCGGCACGAUCGGAAUGGUGCGAAAGGACGCAUCGUCCGGCUUUGCUCCGUAUCCCUCCUUCCUCACAGAGACGCUGCGCAGCCAGUCGCGCUUCCACGAUCCGCAUGGCGACUCCAUCUUCUCAUGGUCCGAUUCCGUCGACCGCUACAAGGCGUGGAGCGAGGCCUACACGCGUCCAGGCUCCGGCGCCUCGACACCGCUGCAUGCCAAGGACACCACCGCGCUCCCAUCCGAGUCCACGCUCGCAAAGGCAGUGGCAGACAAGUCGGCUAACACCAGCCUGCUCGACGUCAACGGCGCCCAGCCUUCCAAGAAGCGCAAGAGCGACCACGACACGGCACCCCUCACGCCCUCCACCCAGGCGCAUCUCGAUCACCUCUUCGCCGACUCGGCGUCGCGCUCGCCUUCCGGCGCUGCCUCUGCGGGUGCGCCACCCUUUGGUCACCCCGUGCUCGUCCGCUCCUCGGCACCCAAGGGCACCUCGACCCACCAUGCGCUCUCGUCAUCUGUCUCGGCCGACGGCGAGCACCUCGAGCUGCAGCUGCCCACGCUCAUCACGCCGCGCGGCGGCGCGCACAGCAAGCGCGUGCGCUACGCCGUGCUCGAGUACGACCCGCUGCUAGACUCGUCCGAGAUGGACAUCCCGGACUGGAUCCGCCUCGCCUCGGACAUCUCGCUCAACUACCAGAACUUUGACGCGUUCAUCGUGCUGCACGGCACCGACACCAUGGCCUACACGGCGUCGGCGCUGAGCAUGCUGCUCGAGAACCUGGGCAAGUCGGUCAUCGUCACGGGCGCGCAGGUGCCGCUGUCGGAGCUGCGCAACGACGCCAUCGAAAACGUGCUCGGCGCACUCAUGCUCGCCGGCUCGUACAUCAUCCCCGAGGUGGGGCUCUACUUUGCCUCGACGCUCUACCGCGGCAACCGCACGAGCAAGGUGAGCAACAAUGCGCUCGCCGCCUUCGACUCGCCCAACAUGGCCCCGCUCGCGCGCGUCGGCAUCAACAUCGAGGUCGCCUGGAACCUCGUCGAGCGCUCGCGCAGCGUCAAGAGCUUCCGCGCCCACGACCGCAUGUCGCCCAACGUCGCCGUGCUCCGCCUCUUCCCCGGCCUCCCCACCAGCACCGUCAAGAGCUUCCUCUCGCCACCGCUCGAGGGCGUCAUCCUCGAGUCGUACGGCGCAGGCAAUGCACCCUCGCGCCCGGACCUGCUCGAGGUCUUCAAGCAGGCCUCGGACCGCGGCCUCGUCAUCGUCAACAUCACCCAGUGCGUCCAGGGCGAGGUGUCGGCGAUCUAUGCGGUGGGCAAGAAGCUCGAGGCGGUUGGCGUCGUGGCUGGCGGAGACAUGACGCCCGAGUGUGCGCUCGCCAAGCUGUCGUAUCUGCUCGCCAAGGGGCUGGAGCCUGCCGAGAUCCGCGAGUUGAUGGGCAGGCCGCUGCGCGGUGAGCUCACGUCGAGCCGUGGCGGUGCGGCGCAGGCGCUACCGCAAGAGCUCACACCCGCAGCUAAGCCGAUCAAGGCCGACGUGCGCACGCUGCUCGCGCACAUCCUCCAGAACCCGUCCAAGACGCAGGUGGCGGCCUCGGCGCCCUCGCCCGACAAGUCUCGGUCUGGAGUCGAGACCACAUCCAGGGACGUGCGCGCCGCUGCGUGGGACAGCUCCGAACACGAGGUGUCUGCAGCCGCGAUGGCGGUGCUGCCAUGGCUCAUCUACGAGGCCGCCUCCAAGAACGACGUGGCGCUGCUGCAGUGGCACAUCUACGCGCUGGCGCAGCUCGAGACGGUUCCGACCAUCUCGAUCGACGAGGAGCAUUUCCACCCGUCCACGUUGCAUCCAGCGGCAUCCGGCGGUGCAUCGGGCGAAGCUGCCGCGACGAGCCACAUUGUGGGCGAGAGCGUGGCGAAUCCGGAGGCGACGACGCCCAUCGAGAAGCUGCAGCCGCUGCACGUCGCCAGUGCCAAGGGCUUCACCGGCGUCGUCGAGCUGCUGCUCCAGGCAGGCUGCAGCGUCCACGCGAGGGAGACGACAUCCGGUCACUCGCCGCUGUUUCUGGCGUGUCAGCACGGCCAUGCAGCGACGGCCAAGCUGCUGCGCGAUGCCGGCGCCCAUCUCAAAGAGGACGAGCUGGCCCUGGCGCGCUUUACGGUGAGCCAGCAGCGCCAACGCGAUCCCUCGACGCCCGACACCGCCGCCAUCUGGCAACUCGCCGGCGUCACUUUUGCAUAG
Moesziomyces aphidis is the source of this 2271-nucleotide messenger RNA. The record is from the annotation of a GenBank genome assembly. Lineage: Eukaryota; Fungi; Basidiomycota; Ustilaginomycetes; Ustilaginales; Ustilaginaceae.